CGUCUGUUUAUAAGCAACGGAAAUAGAAAAACAGCCGAAGCUGGGCCACAAAAAAUAUCAAUAUUAGUAAAUAACUGUUUUAACCGUUCAAAUGGGAAACGGUUCUCCCUUCUUCCCGCCAUGAACGACCUUCUCCAACCCCUCAUCUUCCUCUGUUUUCCUUUUUAACAUCUUCAUAAAACCCUCUUCUUGCCCAUCAUACAAUUGUCUCCGAUCCUCAAGCGAAUCCUUUUGUGUUUCGCUUGAGGUUUAAAUUCCUUUAACCAUUGUUAAGGCUGACCCAAUCUCACAACAACAAUUCAUCAUCAUCCCGUAAAAAUGGCUAUACUUCGGCUGCUGCUAACAUUGUCCUUUCUGGCUUCUACCGCAUUUGCUAACAUCGGAAACGUAGAUGACUACUGGAAAGCACGUGCCGCUGAGGCCGAACAAGCCGCCGCGGAUGCCUUCGAGCCUAAUCCUGAGAACGUCACCAACUACUUCAAUGCCAAAGUUGGCCAGGUAUUGAUUGGAACCAACAGUACGAGGAGGAAUUUGAAGAAAUAUACAGGCCCAUGUCUAGCCACUAAUCCCAUUGAUCGGUGCUGGAGAUGCGACCCCAAUUGGGCCCAGAACCGGAAGAAGCUAGCAGAUUGUGUUCUGGGUUUUGGCCACAAGACCAUUGGUGGAAAGUUGGGUCCAUACUACGUCGUGAAUGACUCGUCGGACUCGGACCUCAUGAACCCGAAACCUGGGACUCUUCGUCAUGCUGUGAUCCAAAAGGGACCUCUGUGGAUCAUCUUCUCUACCAACAUGGCCAUUAGGCUCACUCAGGAGCUCAUCAUGACCAGCGACAAGACCAUUGAUGCAAGAGGGGCUAAUGUUCAGAUUGCUUAUGGGGCUGGCAUUACUCUUCAGUACAUCAAAAAUGUCAUCAUUCAUGGCCUUCGUAUCCAUCACAUUGUCGUAGGUAGUGGCGGAAUGAUUAGAGAUGCCGUCGAUCAUGUGGGUUUGAGGACUAUGAGCGAUGGUGACGGAAUUUCCAUCUUCGGUUCCUCCAACGUUUGGAUCGACCAUGUUUCUAUGUCCAGGUGUCAUGAUGGUCUCAUUGAUGCCAUUAUGGGAUCCACUGCCAUCACUAUAUCCAAUUGUCACUUCACUCACCACAAUGAGGUGAUGUUGUUUGGAGCGAGUGACGGGUACUCGAACGAUCAAAUAAUGCAAGUGACAGUAGCAUUCAACCACUUUGGUCAAGGAUUGGUGCAGAGGAUGCCGAGGUGCCGAUGGGGAUUCUUCCAUGUUGUCAACAACGACUACACUCAUUGGCUUAUGUAUGCCAUUGGUGGUAGCCAGCAUCCCACCAUCAUCAGCCAGGGAAAUCGCUUCAUUGCUCCUCCCAAUGUAUAUGCUAAAGAGGUGACAAAGAGAGAGUACUCACCAGAGGAGGUUUGGAAAAGCUGGACAUGGAGAUCAGAGGGAGACUUGAUGAUGAAUGGAGCAUUCUUUGUUACCUCAGGCGAUCAAAGCAAGAGAAGACCCUUCUCAAGGAUGGAUAUGAUCUCAUACAAACCAGGGACAUACGUUAGAAGAAUGACACGUUUUGCAGGAGCGCUUGCCUGCUUCGUCGGUCGCCCUUGCUAAAUUCAACUCCCAAUUUUCUACCACACAUCACCGUCAACAAACAGAUUCAUGAUACUAAUUUUUGGGAUCAACUGCUCAACUCACAAGCUUAGUUUUUCUUUUUUGGCUGUGUCGACUGAUUUGGGUGAAGCCAUAAACAAACAUAUCACAUUCUGUAUACUCUGUGGCUUUCAAGAUCUCUCAUAUAACUGAACUUAUUUUAUGAUAAUCUCUUUUCUAUUUUCAUGUUUACUUCCUUCUAGUUACCAUGAAAAUAAUAAACAUUUAUGAUUACUGGAUUUUUAAACGGUGAAGAAAGUUAUACACAUGGGGGAAAUGAACUGUUUCGGAAGAAUCUACCAAAUGUUAAAUUAGAUAAACGUAAAUUUGAGGAGCAUUCUAAAAUAUAAUGUAACAACUUUAUCCGCUUGAUUUGAUAGAGCUCUACUUGCUUGCUGCAUCUCAAGUACUCUUGGUUCAAUCUGAAGAUUCAUCUACAAAACUCACUAACUUUUGUUCGAAAUCACUGAGGAUAUACCCACACGAUUAUGUUUAGACCAUAACUCUGAUACCAAUUAAUAAGGACUAUGAAACCUCUACCAAUCUCCACAAUAGUAUGAUAUUGUCUAUUUUGGACAUGAAAUUUUCAUGACUUUACUUUUGGAACCAUCCAAAAGGCCUCGUACUAAUGGAAAAAAUCGAUUUCUCUCUUUUCCAACUAACUUUGUUUGCACCUAAAAACCCUUACAUAUCAUUGAUUUUGUAGAAUCUAGAGGUAAACUGAAUUUCUCAAUACUAAGGUUUAUUUGUGUGAAGGAGUAACCAAUUUCUCAAAGUAUAAUAUGAAUACUGUAAUCCAGUAACAUUGUUGCACAUUAGCGAGCAUCAAUUACUUCUUCCACAUGCAUACACUAAUAAUCUGAAAGCAGAGGAAGGAUCAAGAAGAAACCAAAGUCUUAAAACCUGAGCAGGGCUCUUGGUUGGUCUUCUAUAAAAUCUGUUGAAAGUGUUUCAGUAAGUUCUUGAAGAGCCUGAAAGAGUAAUUGAGACACUUACAAACAACUGAACAAGUAAUAAAUAUUAAACCAAUACAAGGACACUUAUGCUAGCGUCCAUUUGAUGCUUUUUCAGUGCAUUUGAGAAAUAAAUGCCGAUCAUAGAAAGUUUUGAAAGGUCAAUUUGUGCUUAGGAAUAAACCAAUUGGGGGAUGCUGCAUAUUGUAUAUAGGCCUUCAGUUUCCAGAUGCGCCAGCAGCCGUGCAAGCAAUGGGAUGGAUGAUGGAUACAAAUAUUAGUUUCAUAGGAAAGCAUGAAGUCGAGAAUCGGAUACAUUAUAUAACAUCAGUUCCAAGAACUGAUUCAAGUACUUAAAUUGAUCACAUAUGAUAAAUAUGUGAAAAGUUGAAGAAAUAUAAGUUAGGUUCUUGUUUUUGUAUGGAUGACCUAAACUUUUUUUAAAAAAAUGAAAUUUGAUCCGUUUUUUUAAAAACAUAACUUUCGAACCUUUUGUUAGCAUCAUAUAGGGUUCUUUUUUUUUUUUAAUGAUUAUUUUUUUUCCUUAUCUCUUAUUCUAGUUCUAGCUUACUUUUUAGUUCACUUUCUUGCUCUUACUCUUUACAUAUUAGUUCAUUUGACAUUUGAAAAAACUCCAUUUAUUGUCAACUACUGUCGCACAUUGUUAAAGGGAGAAGAAACAACUCUGGACGAGAGCAUAGUCAUUGCUAGAGACAGAAUUCAAAGAAGGAAUCACAUGAAGGAGAGAGAUUUAUGGGAGAAAUAAAACUAGAAUUGUCAAAACCUUAUUUUAAAAAUCCAUGCGACAUUUUGACCCAAUUUGUUAGGUCAUUUUAUCCAAUAAUCCAUAUAACUUCCCGACCUCUCUACCAACAAUGAAAUUAAUUAGCGAACCAUAAAUCCAACUAUAAAGAGACUAUUUUAAAAUAACUUCAAGACCCCUUCAACCAUUACAAAAUUUAAAAUAAAAAUUUAGAGACCAAUUUUCUUCUUUUAACUUGGGACAAAAUAAAAUAUAUUUUAAGACCUUUUUUUGUCCCAAAAAUAGUUUAAAAUAAAUAUAUGAAUUAUUAGUGUUUUUUUUUUUUUCAAAUUCAAAUGUCUUUCUAACCAUUUUAAAAUUACCAAAUUCCCAUAAAUUCACUUUUUGGGUUAUUUUCCAGGAAUGGGCCC
Benincasa hispida (wax gourd) is the source of this 3782-nucleotide messenger RNA. RefSeq names its product putative pectate lyase P59. The record is from RefSeq and is a predicted model, not a curated record. Gene Ontology annotation, molecular function: pectate lyase activity. Lineage: Eukaryota; Viridiplantae; Streptophyta; Magnoliopsida; Cucurbitales; Cucurbitaceae.